AUGUCUCGGUUUGCUUUGUGCGUGGCAGCUACCGCCGUUGCUCUCGUGGCUCGCUACAGUCAGGAGGCUUUCGCCCCUGCCGCUUGGGGAUCGCCAGCCUUGCGGACGGCCUCGGCCCACAACGGCGAGGCAGCGCCCAGCGGACUGUCCACCGGGGCACUCACGGGUGCUGUGGCCGUCAGUGCCGCCCUGGGAGCCGCAGCCGCCGUGGCAGGGCGCUCAAAGAGCGCCGCGCUCCUGGCCAGGCGCUCCCAUGCCGUGAAGAUCUACGACACUUGCAUUGGCUGCACCCUCUGCGUCCGUGCCUGCCCCACUGACGUCCUGGAGAUGGUCCCAGCCAGCAUCAACGCCGCCAAGCAGGUGGCAUCUUCCCCGCGGGUCGAGGACUGCGUGGGAUGCAAGCGCUGCGAGACCGCCUGCCCCACCGACUUCCUCAGCAUCCGCGUGUACCUGCAGGACAACGAGGAGACCCAGUACAGUCUGGGACUGGACCUGGUCGAUUGGUCGUAA
Molecule: messenger RNA, 510 nt
Organism: Symbiodinium sp. CCMP2592
Lineage: Eukaryota; Dinophyceae; Suessiales; Symbiodiniaceae
Source: the annotation of a GenBank genome assembly